Messenger RNA from Paramecium sonneborni, 5997 nucleotides. NCBI's taxonomy places the organism in Eukaryota, Ciliophora, Oligohymenophorea, Peniculida, Parameciidae. The record is from the annotation of a GenBank genome assembly.
AUGAAAUAAUAGCCAGAACCAGAGAUUCCUACUCUAUAAUAAUAAGACAAAUAUUUAGAGAAGAAGCGAUCAGGACAAGGCUUAGAAAUAAAUUUCAAAUUGUUUAACGAUUUUUUAAAAUUAAGAGCAUCAGGUUUCUCAAAAGUUACUAUCAUGUUGAUUGUUUCGUUUUUUCAUUAAGCUUUGAGUUAUAUUGCUUAGUAAGUCUCAUCUUUAUAUUCUGAUAUAAGCACCUAGCAGACUUACACUAUUCAACCGAGAGCACCUUAUUAAAUUAAAUUUUGAGAGCUUGUUAAUAUGUAGAUCUCCUCAGUUUAUUGAGAAUAGACACUAACUUUUCGUAUUUCAUCUUUGCAAUAGCAUUAAUCUUUACUAUAGGCUUGACUCUACUAUAUUUAAUGAUAUAUAUUUUAGGACCAGAAUACAAGCCAAGAAAAAAGUUUAUUGGAAAAGUAAGAAAUAUAUAUUAAUACAAUAGUUAUUUGUAUUCCUUUGCGAUAUUUAUAUUUGGUUAAUGUUUUUUCCUAGCAUGAUAACAUGUUUUGAAUUUUGUCUAUGUAAUUAAGAGGAAACAUGUAAUUUUGAUGGAGUCAGAUUAAUUUUAACAUUGUUGGCUAUUUUAGGAUUGUUAUGUGGUUUACUAAAUAUAAUUGUAUUAACUUCUUUGUUUCAAAAUAAUUGGGAAAAUAAAAAAGAUUGUUUUAAUGGAGAAAAUGUUAUUUAUUUAACUUGUUACCAGUUGAGCCGUUUUGUAUUAGCUUUUCUAGUUGUAUUUAGGUAUAAAUAUGAAUAUUAUAUUGAAGCACUAAUAUAUACACUUUUUUUUGGUUAUUCAUGGUAAUAUCCUUUACAAUUUACACAUUAUUUUUAAUAAAUAUUCUUUUAGGGAGUGGUUUCUUAGCUUUUGGUACUAAAUAUACUAGAUCAUUAUUUAUUAUACUAUUGAUAUUAAUGAUUAGUACAACGUUCUCAUCAAUUAUAGAUGAAUUGCAUCGAAGUUAGAAUUCAGAUACAAGCGUUGAAAACUUUAGCGUUUACUUUGUAUUUAAUUUGCUGUUUCUGUUGCUAGUAUUUAGUUAUAAUUUAAGAAAUGCUUAAAGUCUAAGUAUUUAAUUUGAUAUUCGUUCUCUUACUCCUGAGGAUUUACAUAAAUAAAUAUAUACAACCUUAGCAUUCCUAGAGGUUUCUAUAACUGAUAUUUCAAUUGAUACUUAUUUCAAAGGAAUUCUGUAGAGACAUUUGGAUUUUGAAUGUUAACAUCCUGUAAUAAAAGGAGAAGGAAGAUGUUUUUGCAAAAAAAAAAAAGUAUACGAUUCAAAAAAGAGAAAAGAAGUGAGAGUUGAGGAAUGGAUUACAAUGAAGGCAAUAAUUAUGAAAUUUCUAAUAAAAAGUUGGAUUGAAACAUAUUUAGGUGAAAGACCUAAUGAUAUUGGUGUAUAAAUACUUUAUGCUAGGUAAUAAUUUAAUAAAUAGUUUAGGUUUAUGUUUAGCAAAUUUCAUAAUCAUUAGAUUGCUUUGCAUAUAUUGUCUGAUUUAGAGAAGAGAUUUACCUUUUUAUUGGAUAGAUAUAAAUCUUAUUAAUUAAAAUGGAAAAUAAUAAAAUUUAUACGUCAUAAAAAUAGCGACAGUUAUAAAGGUAAAUUAGAAAUAGAAAAUGCUUUAUUUGUAGAAGAAUAGAUAGAUUCAAUAAAAAAUAAUAUAACGAAUAUUUUGAAAUAGAAUUGUGUAUUUUGGAAUAAUCUUCAAUAGACAACUAUUGAUAUGAGUGAGAUGGAUAAUCUUUUAUAAAUGUAAUUUAAAAAAAUAGAAGAGACAAAACAUUUAUGGAUAACAAUUACUAAUUAUCUUGAAUUUAAGAAGAAAUGGAAAUUUUAUUAUGCCUGGUUUACACUUUAUAUUUUGAAUAAAAAGAUCAAGAAUAGAAUUCUAGACAAUUUUUAGGGUUUUUAAGUAAAUGAGAAUGAUAUCUUUUCUGAAGAAUUGUAAGAACACAAUGCUGAAGAGGAUGUAAAUAGUGUUAAAUCAGGAUAUUUAGAUAAUGAUAAAAUAGAAAUAAAAAACAGGAAGAUAAUAUUUGAUAGAAAAGCAUGCAUUAUAUAAGCUAGUGAUGAUAUUUAAUCUUAAAUUCUCAAAGUAAAUAAAUAAUUUACUCGAAUAUUUGGAUAUUCAAGUGAAGAAGUAAUUAAAAAGUAAUUAUGUAUUAAAACUUUAGAUUACCUAUUAUAAAUUUAAUGCCUGAUGUUUAUAGUAAAGUACAUCCUCAAAUUUUAAAUGAUUAUAAACAAACAGGUAGAACUAGCUCUCUCUAUUCUCAAAGAAAGAUUUAUUGUCUUCAUAAAUCUGGAAUUAUGUUUACUGCAUGGAAAUUCCUUAAAUUAUAUGUUGAUUUAAAUGGUCUAUCAUAAUUUGUUAUUAUGGUUAGACCUACUGAUUUUGAUAAUGAAAAAAAACAUGAUUACAUGAUUCUAAAUAAUGAUUGGGAAAUUAAUGGAAUGACAAAUAAUGUACUCUAAGGACUUAAUCUUGACCCUAGUCUUUUUAAAAAAGUUUCCUCUGAAUUCAUUCUUUUUAACAUGCUAUUGUUUGCUCCUAAACUAAUUUAAUAUUCUAGAAUUGCUCCUUUAAUUAAUGAAGAAAGAGAUCUAUCCAUUUUUGGAAUGAUGAAAAAUCCAAAAAAACCUGUUUAAAAAAUUAUUCAUCAAUAAAAUGUCCUUGAAAAUCAAUUAUCAAAUUCUAGCAAACCAAGAAUCAAUGUUAAUAUGUUAGGUUCUGCUUCACUCAAAUAAUCAUUAGGAAAACCUAUAUAAGGUAUGUAUUCAGAUCUUGAUUUUGGAUCUAAAGUUUUAUUACCAUAAUAAUCUAUUGAUUAAUAAGUCUAAUAAUAACAACAAUAAUUAGUUGUCUAAAAUGAAAGAGAUAAAUUCUUAUAACACUAAAUGAGUUCAAUUAGUGAUAAAAAUGAAUUUGAAGAUUUUAAUAAAUAAUUAGGAUAAUUUGAUAAAAUCUAAAAUCUUAAUUAAGAAAUGGAAAGAAGGGCUGAAGAAUAGAUUAAUCAACUCAAAGAAACUUAAUUUUAAAAUAAUUAUUAAAAAAUUUAAACUUUGGGAAUUAAAGAAAAAGAUGCUUUCAGUGAAGAUAAUGCUACUAGAGAUGAAAUUAUUGAAAAAAUUAAAGGAAUUAAAAUCUUAGAAGGUAAAAUAAAUAGCGGUGAAUAAAUUCAAUUUAGAAUGAAAAUUCCAGAAAAUAUGGAUAAAAUUAUUGAUUAUUAUACUACUUAGAAAUCUAAGAUGUACUAAUUAAAAAAAUAAUAAGAUGAAGUAUUAUAUAGUUAUUAUUAUUUCAGUAAGUUAAGUAAGAAGAAGUUGUUGAUCAAGUUAAGAAAAAGGAAAAAUUAUUUAUCAAAUAAGGAACAUAACAAAGAGAAUUUAGAAAAAAAGCUAGGUUAAUGUUUUAAAAAGCAGCAGAAAUGAAAAGAUGUUAAGAUGAUGUGUAAUUUAUUAAUCUUAUGAUUUAGAAACUUUUAUGAAUUAUUGGUAGAAAUUUAUUAGAAACUUAUAUAAGAGUAAAAAACUCGUACUUAUAAGGUGAAUUGUACAAUAUAAUUUCUAAAAAUUAAAGAUGAAAGAGUCGGUAUUAUAAAAAUUAUUUCAAUAAAUGAAAUAAUGAAAAUAAAAAGAGUAGCUAGAGAAAGGGAUGGAAAUCGUAAAUAAUCUGUGUUUUUAAAAAAUAUUUAACCUUCAAGAGAUUUAGGGGGGAGAGGAUCAAAAUUAUCAGCCACAAAUUUAGCAAAUCAAUUUGAAAAUUCAAAAUUUGUAUCUAUGGUAAGUGAAAGUGAUACAAAAUAAUAAAUAAGUCCGGUAGAUAUAAAAUCUGCUCCUAAGAUUCCUCUUAUAAAAGAUAAAUAAUCUAAAGGAAAUUUAGGUUAUCAAAUGAAUGGCCAAGUUUAAGUUUAAGUUUAAGAAUUAGAUGAUGACAAAGAUCUAUUAAUUGAUAGUAAAGCAUUUAAUAAGAUGAUAAAUUGGGAUACUUUCUAACAAUAAUUUAAAAUGUAAUAAGGAGCACUUAAUUUCUCACUAAAUGCUGGAGAUAAUAUAUAUAGAAAGGAAGAUAAUAAUAAACCUCGUAAAUUUUUAAUAAAGAUUGCAUAUUUAACUUGGUUUUUGAGAAUUAUGUUUGUUGCCAUUAUAACCUUAAAUCUAUUGACAUAUUUUCUUAAACCUUUUCUAGAAUUCAACCCUAUGAUAUCUUAAUCAUAAAGAAUAUUGGCAUUAUCUUAAAUGUAAACAACAAUGAUAGAAACUUAUGAUACAUUGUUAGAUCUCCUAAUAUUUAGAGAAGAUUCUGAUUUUAAUGAGAUAGGAAUGAAAGAUAAAUUAACUUAUUAUAGUUAUCAAUUAUCUUCAAUUUAGUAGAGUUAUGAAUUUCUUAAAAUUUAAAUACAAGAUUUAGAUCAACUUUAAACUUUUCUUGAUGAUAAUAUAUUUUAUUCUACUCCAAUAUCUGAUGAAUCAAUUAUAGGUGCAGCUAAUACUACUCUUACUUUAGAUAAUAAAGAUAUCUUCUCAAAGUUUAUUAUGUUAGAACACUAAAUUUCAAUGAUGGAUGCUCCUUUAUUAGAAAUAAUAAGUCCUUCAGAUCCUAUUGUUAAGUUUAUUCGUUUUGUGACCAUACCAUAAUUAUAUAAUUAACUAAAUAAUGCUGUUAUGGAGUUAUAAACUGUUGUUUUGGACAAAUCAGAUUCCAUUUCUGAUUUUGUUGUAAUCAUACUUAGCAUUGAAGGUUCUCUCUUAGCUAUAGGUUUUUUUGGAUUACUUAUUAUAAUCUUUUGGAUCAGUCAAACUUUUAAAGCUGUUUUAAAAAUUUUCAUACUGAUCUAAAAGAAUGAUUUAAAUAAAAUAGUUAAACAAUAAAAAUUCAUUGAAAAUUAAUUCAAGUACAUAAUCACAAAAGAUUUAGAAAUCAGUGGAAUUUAACCAAAAAGUGUUUAUUAAAGAUUCAAUUCUCUCUCAUCUAAAAAUAAUUUUCAGAUGCAAUAAAACUUCCUCUUAAUCAAUGAAGAAGAAGAAUAAAAUAUGAAUAAGAAGAGGGAAAAAAAUAUUAUUGAUAGAUAAUUGCUAAAAUAGUUAACUCUUAAAUUAUAUGCAACCUACAUAAUUUUAGUUUUAUUAUCUGCAGGAGCUUCUUUAGCUUUUUUCUUAACUCUUAAAUAAGCAAGUAGUAACAUUAGUAAUAUCAUUACUAUUGGAUACGUAACAAUCUCUGACUUUUCUGAUAAUUAAUUACUUUUGGUAUCUGUUAAGGAACGAUACUAUAAUGAAGACAAUUAUUAAUCAAAUUUCCUUCCAUAAGUUCAGAGUUUGCUUGAAAAUCAAAUUGAAACUAUCAAGCAAACUCCUUCUAUUAAUAAUCCUGGUUAUGGAGAAUUUUAUAAUGGAUUCCAAGCAGUUUAUUUUAGUAAUCUUUGUAGUUAUUUAUUUAAUUAUACCUGUAUCUAAUUUAUAUUAACUUUAGUAUUAACUUAAACUGAGCAGAGUGAUUGUGAAACUUUAAUUAAUGGAAAAUUAAAAGAUGGAAUCAUUGCAUUUAAUUAGUAUUUCCUUUCUAAUGUGCAGGAUUACGUAUUAUUAAAUAUUGAUAGAUUUGGAUUUAUCAAUAACAAAUAGAUUUGGAAUUUUAAUUCCUGUAUAGACUAUAUUAAAAGAGCUUUUAAGACUUUACUUACAGAAUGGGCUAAGGUAUUAAAUCAAUUAAAUAUUCAAGGAUUUAAAUUAAUUAAUUGAUUCAAAUAUCACAUUAAUUUUAGUAUUGCUAAUUGUUAUGCAAUUAUUUUAAUUAAUAGUAUUUUUGGUAAUUGCUGAAAUGUAUUUGGUAAAUCAACUUAAUAAGACCUUCUCCUUUUAUCGAUUAGUUUAUAAAUCAUACAUGCCAAAUGAUAUUAUUUAAAAAGAGAAAAUUAUCAGAGCUUAAUUAAUACGCUAUAAUAUAAUUAAGAAAUGA